Messenger RNA from Effrenium voratum, 1317 nucleotides. The record is from the annotation of a GenBank genome assembly. NCBI's taxonomy places the organism in Eukaryota, Dinophyceae, Suessiales, Symbiodiniaceae.
AUGUGGACACUGGCAUUUUGCACAGUCAAUGCUUUGGGGUACGACUGCAAGACCCUGCCCUCAGUGGCUCGAAUCUGGAAGUUCAACGUGUGCCGUUUUUGGCUACAGAAGAGGGUGCUGAAUCUGGUCUUGGAAGGAGGGGAAGUGAUGUGGUGGGGAACGCCACAGCAUGUUAGCAGCCGCAGAGCAGAGGCUGCGGAGGCCGAGAGAAUGGCAGCGGCUGUGCCAUCGCUAGGUCCAACACCCAUGGACUUGGAUGUAAAGCAGACUGGCAGUGCUGAGAAUCUCAGCACAGGAAGACUUCGAUCCUUGCUAGCAAGCAAAGAAUGCUGCGAUCUCGUUUUUGUAGCCGGCGAUGAGCACAUUGAAGCUCACGCGGUGGUGUUGGCUGCAAGUAGCUCCAGCUUUUACAACUUCCUGCGGCGGAACCCAGCGCUGGGAAAAGCCGCACCCACGGAAGGGAGUGAUGAGAUGCAGGAGCUCUUCUCCAUGCAGACAGUGCCGGUGCCUCCUGAGACUGGAGGCGAGGCACCCGAGCCUGCAGCCGAGCCGGUGGCGCCUGUUGCGCCGGAGAAGCCGACGGAGACGAAGCCAGAAACCGAAGCGGCUCCCAGCCAGGCGCCAAUUGAGCUCUCCAAGCCAGCAGACGCUGCCAAGGCGGAGAUGAGGAUUCACGUCAAUGGCCUGUCCUCAGAGGCCCUGCAUGUCAUGCUGGACUACAUUUACAACGGAUGUGGUGGUGCCAGCUGGCAGUACGCCGCAACCAACGCGCAGGUGAACAAGGACGUGCUGCGGUUGGCGCGGAAUUUCGGCUUUGGACGACUACACGAGCACGCAGCUCGGUGGCUCGGCACGGGCCUCACAACCGAGAAUGUGCUGGAACGACUGGUAACGUGCGAGGAGUUCGGACUUGGACUUCUCAGGGAGAAGAUCACCGAGAGGUUGGCAUUGAGACCGGCAGAGCUCAUGCAGGUGUGCAGCAGUCCAGAGAUCACAAAGCACCCUCGAAUUCUUCAGGAUCUACUGGUGCAAGUCGCGACGCUGCGGGAUAGGCCGCCACCGGAGAGCGACGUCCAAAGGCCAGAAGCCAAAGAAUCUGAGGAGAAGCCUGACAAGGAGAAGCCGGACAAGCCUGACAAGCCGGAGAAGGCAGACAAGCCGGAGAAGGAGAAGCCGGAGAAGCCGGAGAAGCCGGAGAAGCCGGAGAAGCCCGAGAAGCCCGAAAAGCACAAGGUCAGCAAGGCUGACAAGUUGGCCAAGCAGGAGAAGCCACAGACAGACAAGCAAUCUGCGAAGCGGCGGAAGGCUGGUGCAUGA